AGCCUAUGAUUGGAGCACUCUCAGCACACAGAUGACAGCACAAUAAAAUCAUAGAUAUAUGUAAUAAAAUAAAGAAGAAUAAGAAAUAAAUUAAAUAAUUGUAAUUUAAGUGAAUGAUCUGUUGUGGAAUGAUCUAUUAAUAUACCUAAAUAACUUUCUAGCUCGUACUGAAGGAUUCAUUCAGGACCCCAAUGAGAGGUCAACCUUGAUAAAUUUGUGAAGAACAUUGCUCUCUCCGAACAGUACGAUAAUACAACUUAAAAGGUUCAGACAUGGCCACCAAUGGUAAAUUAGCUCUCCUCAGCGUGUCCGACAAGACCGGUUUGCUGCCUCUAGCGAAAUGCCUUUCCGAUAUUGGCCUGGGCUUGGUGGGCAGCGGAGGGACCGCGACAGCCCUCCGGAAUGCCGGCCUGAAAGUCCUCGACGUGUCUGACAUCACAGGCGCUCCUGAAAUGCUCGGAGGAAGGGUCAAGUCUUUACAUCCUGCUGUACAUGCUGGAAUAUUAUCCAGGUUAACCGAAUCUGACCAGGCUGACAUGAAGCGACAGAAGUUUGAUAUGAUAAGCGUGGUAGUUUGCAACCUUUACCCAUUUGUUGAAACUGUAUCCAAAUCGGAUGUCACCAUAGCUGAUGCUGUGGAAAACAUUGACAUUGGUGGUGUUACGUUACUCCGAGCAGCGGCCAAGAACCAUGACAGAGUCACAGUCAUCUGUGAUCCCAGUGAUUAUGAUAAGGUCAUUGAUGAGUUGAAACAAAGCAAGGAGCAUCAGACUUCUUUGGAUACAAGACAAAAACUAGCUCUUAAGGCCUUCACACACACAUCCCAAUAUGACGUUCACAUCUCUGACUAUUUCCGCAAACAGUAUUCCGCCGGUGAAGCGCAGUUGACAUUGAGAUAUGGUAUGAACCCGCACCAAAAGCCAGCACAGGUGUUCACAACUCGCGACCGCUUGCCGCUGAAGACGAUAAACGGUUCGCCAGGCUUCAUUAACCUGUGUGACGCGUUGAACGCGUGGCAACUUGUCAUAGAGUUGAAACAGGCUCUAGGGCUGCCGGCCGCUACCAGCUUCAAGCACGUCUCGCCAGCCGGGGCCGCGAUAGGUCUGCCUUUAACUGAAGAAGAAGCGUCAGUAUGCAUGGUUUCGGACUUGCUGCCGCAACUGUCGCCGCUGGCGUGUGCGUACGCGCGCGCUCGCGGCGCCGACCGCAUGAGCUCGUUCGGGGACUUCAUCGCGCUGUCCGACACGUGCGACGAGAUCACGGCGCGGAUCAUCUCGAGGGAAGUGUCCGACGGAGUCAUCGCGCCGGGGUACUCGUCUGAAGCGCUCGAACUGUUGAAGAAGAAGAAGGGAGGCGGCUACUGCGUUUUACAGAUGGAUCCCAGCUAUAAUCCAGAUUUGAUGGAGCAGAAGACGAUCUUUGGGCUCACCUUAGAACAGAGACGCAACGACGCUAAGAUAACAUCGGAAUUAUUCAGCAAUGUUGUGACAGACAAGAAGACCCUCCCGUCCAACGCCGUGAGAGAUCUUAUCGUGGCGACGAUUGCUCUUAAAUACACUCAGAGCAAUUCUGUGUGCUACGCCAGGGAUGGCCAGGUGAUAGGCAUCGGGGCCGGGCAGCAGUCGCGUAUCCACUGCACGCGGCUGGCGGGCGGCAAGGCGGCGCUGUGGUGGACGCGGUACCACCCCGCGGUGCGCGCCCUGCGCUUCAAGCGAGGGGUCACGCGCGCGGUCAUCUCCAACGCGAUCGACAACUACGUCAACGGCACCGUUGGUACCGACCUACCGCUCGACCAAUGGAACUCGUUAUUCGAAGGCUCCGCGCCCGCGCUCCUCACAGCGCAAGAACGAGAUGAGUGGGUCAAGAAGAUGGACAAAGUGGCGCUUGCCUCCGACGCAUUCUUUCCCUUCAGGGACAACAUCGACAGGGCGGUGCAGUGCGGCGUGGAAUACAUCGGGAGCCCCGCCGGUUCCAACAACGACAAGGAAGUCAUUGAAGCGUGCAACGAACACAAGAUCAUUCUCGCGCACACCAACCUGAGGCUUUUCCAUCACUGAGUUUUUGCUCACCACAGGACUAUUGCGUGAAAUGACCGCUAACGGUCAAAACUAAUAUCCAUGGUCAUAUCAAAGCAAAAGUUCUGAUUCUUUACUUUUUUAUGCGCAGAAUCUAAUACAUAUUAUCUGGGGACUAAAAAUAAAGCUGCUCUUUUUCGCAGAUAAAAUUUUAAAAUAAGAAUAUAAACUUUUUCAACUCUCAAUAUUUUUACAAGAAUAAAUCUGUAUAACCUUGGAGUAUUGUUAUGUUAAGAUUUUUAUAAUGUUUCGAAUAUUUUUAUGUUAUUACUUAGAUAUAUUAUGUUUAAGUUUGUUAUUUUUAGAAUUUCGAUUUUGUGAAAGAUUAAAAUAUUUGUUAGAAUCAUGAAAAACUUUGUCUAACUUAAAUGGAAUGAAUGAAUCCCAAUGAUUCAUUUCAUGGGCAGUAAUCUCUGUAUUUUGUUUACAUUCCAUAAUUUCCUGUUGUAUUUGAUAUCUAGGUAAAGUAAGUUUUUUUUUAAAUUAAUAAACCUGAUGAACUGUUUUAU
Molecule: messenger RNA, 2584 nt
Organism: Maniola jurtina (meadow brown)
Lineage: Eukaryota; Metazoa; Arthropoda; Insecta; Lepidoptera; Nymphalidae
Product: bifunctional purine biosynthesis protein ATIC
Exons: 11
Coding region: 273-2057 (594 amino acids)
Biological process (GO): 'de novo' IMP biosynthetic process
Cellular component (GO): cytosol
Molecular function (GO): IMP cyclohydrolase activity; phosphoribosylaminoimidazolecarboxamide formyltransferase activity
Source: RefSeq, a predicted model, not a curated record